Gossypium raimondii (Peruvian cotton) is the source of this 1916-nucleotide messenger RNA. RefSeq lists its product as uncharacterized. The transcript is spliced from 9 exons. Gene Ontology annotation, biological process: protein transport. Bases 110 to 1681 code for a protein of 523 amino acids. The record is from RefSeq and is a predicted model, not a curated record. NCBI's taxonomy places the organism in Eukaryota, Viridiplantae, Streptophyta, Magnoliopsida, Malvales, Malvaceae.
UUUCCUUUAUCAGUUAUCACUCGUCUCAAACAACAAGAAGGUCGCAAAGGCGCCUUCUUCUGUCGAGCCAAUCGACGAUCACAAAGCCUGAAUUGGAGACCAAAAUAUCAUGGGCUUACCGACGGAUCCCCCGCACCACCAACUCCCUCGCAACGUCACCAACUUCUUCCGCAACACCACCACGUCUGUCUUCUCUCAUUUCUCCACUCCCCAAACGCCGCCGUGCCUUCCAUUCGCAGACUCGCCUUUAGAGUCAAAUCUGCCCAACUCCAUAUCUUCCAAAUCCGCAAUCAAGGGAGUGUCUUCGGCCGAGUCAAGCUCUGGCUUCCCAUCAACAGUUAGGAUUUCGGGACUCAAUUCCGCUGGCAAGAGUGGUGGCCCCGCCUUUGUUGGCCGAGUCUUUAGCAUGUGCGAUCUUUCUGGGACUGGUCUUAUGGCUAUUUCAACUCACUUCAAUAUUCCCUUUAUUUCUAAAAGAACACCGGAGUGGCUUAAGAAGAUAUUUGCAAACAUUACUACGAGUGAAAGGAAUGGCCCUGUUUUUCGCUUCUUUAUAGAUUUAGGUGAUGCAGUUAAUUAUGUCAAGCGACUUAAUAUUCCGAGUGGGGUGGUGGGUGCUUGUCGUCUUGAUUUGGCAUAUGACCACUUCAAGGAAAACCCUCACUUAUUUCAGUUUGUUCCAAAUGAAAAACAGGUAAAGGCUGCCAACAAAAUUCUUAAGAAAAUUCCACAAAGUGAUGGAAAGAGAAAGGUUGAUGGUGUUCCUGUUUUCGGUGCUCAAAACUUGGAUAUUGCAAUAGUUACUACCGAUGGGGUUAAGUGGUAUACUCCUUACUUCUUUGAUAAAAACAUGCUGGAUGAUAUUCUGGAAGAGUCCGUUGAUCAGCAUUUCCGUAGUUUGAUUCAAAAUCGGCACAUAGAACGCCGAAAAGAUGUAGUUGAUGAUAACUUAUCAGCUGAAGUGAUUGAAGAAAUUGAAGAUAGCAUGUGGGAGCCUCCAGAGGUUCAAGAAUUUCUGGAUGAGGUUCCUCCUGCCAUACCUUUGAGUGUCAUUUCAAAGGCCACCGAGAUUCAGCUUCUCUAUGCUGUAGAUAAGGUACUCCUAGGUAAUAGGUGGUUGCGAAAAGCCAUGGGCAUUCAACCAAAAUUUCCUUAUAUGGUUGAUUCAUUUGAGAGAAGGAGUGCUUCUUCGUUUCUUAGAGCCUCAGAGCCAGCCACUUACCUCUCCAGCCCUGAAACACAUAGCAACAUGACAGAGCUCAAAUUUGUUGAUAAUGCUAAUGCCGAUGAUGGACAGAGACAAGAUUUCAGGUUUCCUCUCGGAGAUUGGUUUAGUCUUCCAUGGUUGAAACAUGAAAGAAAACCUAGAAAGAAAUCUGAUGCAAGCCCAUCAAAGGAAUGCAAAAGGCAACACUUUCAAGCUAAUCCCUUGCUUCCGAAGAUCACAAUGGUUGGCAUGUCAACGGGAGAUGGACAAAUGAGCGAGUCUAGUUUGAAUAAUACUAUGGACGAUCUAAUAAGAGAGUUGGAGAGCACUGAAGAGGGAAAUAGGAGUGACAGUGAGAUUAACAAGUUAAAAGUCGAAAAUAGAGAUCCGCUAUUUGUUGCAAAUGUGGGCGAUUACCAUUCAGGCUUGGCAAAGACAGAUUCGGCACGAUGGUUUCAGGUUGGAAAGAACUGAAGAUGCUCAUCCAAAUCGAAUUUCUUUUCGAACUAGGUAAAUAAAAAUCGUAAAUUAGCAAUGUUUAUAUUUUGACAGAUCGUAUUGAGAUUAUGUUGCUUGCUUUCACGUAAGGUGUGUAAAGGAUAUAAUCAAAGUCGAUUACAGAGCUUAGUUGAUGCAAUUAUCCGCAAGUAUUCAACGUGGCCUCCAUUGUAAUAAAAUGAAUAAAUAAAUAGUUAUAAGCUUAAAGGGA